AUGGAAGAAACCAUAUGGAAGUAUAUUUUGUUUUCCUUUAUUAUAUCUUCCGUGUCUUUUAAAUUGAUUAUUUCUAUUUUUUUGUUCAUUUUGCAGUUUCGGUACUUCUUGCUUUUUUCAUUGACCUUUUUACUGCUAACGGAAGAUGUUAACGGCGGCUGGAGAAGAAGAUUUAGAAAGUUCGUUAGAAAAGCUGCAAAAGUUGCCAAAACUGUGGCCACCGCACACACAGUUGCAAAGGUCGCAGCAGGAGUGGUUGGAAAAAGAUCUACAGACGACGAGAUUAUUAGAGUGAAUGUUUGUGAUUUCUAUUCAUUCGAUCUGGAUGGUGAUCAGCAAAUCAGUGAAACAGAGUUGUCGACAUUUAUUGAUAUGACUGGAUUUGAAGAUUUAGAUGGAUUCUUUGAGAAAUUGGAUGUCAACCAAGAUGAUGUCGUCACUAUUGAAGAAUACAUCAACUCACUGUUGAUAAAGGAAAACUGCAAUUGAUUGUUAGACUCGAUCUUUCUUUCGUAGUUUUUCUGAUAUGAAAAAGUUUCUGUAUAUAAUCUUGUUAUUGUUUAUUUUUUGUC
Messenger RNA from Magallana angulata, 572 nucleotides. RefSeq lists its product as uncharacterized. Lineage: Eukaryota; Metazoa; Mollusca; Bivalvia; Ostreida; Ostreidae. Gene Ontology annotation, molecular function: calcium ion binding. The transcript is spliced from 4 exons. The coding region runs from base 1 to 489 and encodes 162 amino acids. The record is from RefSeq and is a predicted model, not a curated record.